AUGUACCCAAACAAUGGCAACGGCAACGGCACCGGCCUUCACACGGGCGCCGUCACUCCCCGCUCAUCGGCCUCGCUUCGUCCACUCACUCUCUCCCACGGCUCUCUCGAGACCUCCUUUUUGAUACCGACCGGCCUUCAUUUCCAUGCCUCACAAUUGAAGGAGGGAUUCGUCGCAACUUUGCCAGCCCCAACGGACGAGCUCGCUCAGGACGAUGAGCCGUCUUCAGUGGAGGAGCUGGUCGCCAGGUACAUGGGCUACAUUGCCCGCGAGGUUGCCGAGGGCGAAGACGAUGUACAAGGAUCAGGCGAGGAGGUGCUCAAGCUCAUCCUGAACGACUUUGAGAGAGUCUUUCUCCGGGGCAAUGAUGUCCACGCCCUCGUGGCCACUCUCCCUGGGAUUGACGCCAAGAAGGUGGAGGUGAUCCGCAGCUACUAUGCUGCGCGAGCUGCGCUGGACAGAGUCAUCAAGAAGCAUGAGUCGGCAUUGCUCCGGGCGGCUGAUGAAGGGGCUGCCAAGCUCUACACCAUUUUCGGCGGCCAGGGGAACAUCGAGGAGUACUUCGAGGAGCUCCGCGAGCUGUACCAGACAUACCCGUCCUUUGUUGGGGAACUCAUUGUCUCCUCGGCAGACCUCCUCCAGAAUCUGUCCAGCCAUCCGAGCGCCGAGAAGCUCUACUCCAAGGGUCUGGAUAUCAUAGCCUGGCUGCAGAACCCGGAUGCCACGCCGGACAUCGACUAUCUGAUCUCGGCCCCCGUCAGUUUCCCGCUGAUUGGCCUCGUGCAACUGGCACACUAUCAGAUCACAUGCAAGGUGCUUGGUCUCGAUCCCGGCGUCCUCCGUGACAGAAUCAGCGGGACAACAGGCCAUUCACAAGGCAUUGUCCUUGCCGCUGUCACAGCAGCUGCGGAAAGCUGGGAGUCGUUCGAGAAGAUCGCCAAAUCGGCCUUGACUAUCCUCUUCUGGAUUGGCGCGCGCAGCCAACAGACAUUCCCUAUUACCUCCCUGAGCCCGUCGAUGCUUCAGGACUCAAUCGACAAUGGAGAGGGCACUCCGACGCCGAUGCUGAGCAUUCGUGACCUUCCCCAAGACGAAGUUCAGAAGCAUAUCAACCAGACGAACAAGUACCUCCCCGAAGACCAGCACAUCUCAAUCUCCCUCAUCAAUAGUCCGCGAAAUCUGGUCGUCGCGGGUCCUCCGAGAUCACUCUGCGGCCUCAACGCGCAGCUCAGGAAGGUCAAGGCCGCCACUGGCAUUGACCAGACCAAGAUCCCUCACACUGAGAGAAAGAUCCGGUUCGUCAACCGCUUUCUGCCAAUCACGGCGCCUUUUCACAGCAAGUACCUCGCCGAGGCCACCUCCUUGAUUGCUGAGGAUCUCAAGGAUAUCCACAUCAAUGUCAAGCAGCUGGGCAUCCCCGUCUUCAACACUAACAGUGGCAAGGACGUUCGGGAAGAGAUGACUGGAAACGUUGUGCCUGCCUUGGUUCGCAUGAUCACUAGUGAUCCGGUUCAUUGGGAGCAGGCCACUGUGUUCCCGGGAGCAACGCAUAUCUUGGACUUCGGGCCGGGUGGCGUCUCAGGUCUCGGAGUGCUGACGAGCAAGAACAAGGACGGCACCGGUGUUCGCGUCAUUCUUGCGGGGACGGUGAAUGGCACGGUGAACGAGGUCGGCUACAAGUCGGAACUCUUUGAUCGCGACGAAGAGCAUGCUGUCAAGUACGCCGUUGACUGGGUCAAGGAAUAUGGUCCGAAACUCGUCACAACGUCCAGCGGACGUACCUACGUGGAUACCAAGAUGAGCAGACUCCUCGGUCUGCCGCCACUGCUAGUGGCCGGCAUGACCCCUACUACGGUGCCCUGGGACUUCGUGGCAGCGACUAUGAACGCGGGCUACCAAAUCGAGCUUGCUGGCGGCGGAUACUACGAGGCACACAAAAUGAUCGCCGCCAUUUCCCAGAUCGAGAAAGCGAUCCCUCCUGGCCGGGGCAUCACGGUUAACCUUAUUUACGUGAACCCUCGUGCCAUGGCUUGGCAGAUCCCGCUGCUUGGCAGGCUCAGGGCCGAAGGCGUGCCGAUCGAAGGUCUGACCAUUGGUGCUGGUGUCCCGUCGAUCGAGGUCGCCCAAGAGUACAUUGAGACUUUAGGCCUGAAGCAUAUCUCCUUCAAGCCAGGGUCGAGCGAAGCGAUCCAGGCUGUCAUUAAUAUCGCCAAGGCCAACCCCCGGUUCCCGGUCAUCCUCCAAUGGACUGGUGGCCGAGGCGGCGGCCAUCACUCGUUCGAGGACUUCCACGCGCCCAUACUCGCCAUGUACGGCCGUAUCCGUCGGCAAGAGAACAUCAUUCUUGUCGCAGGCAGCGGCUUCGGCGGCGCCGACGACACUUACCCUUACCUCACCGGCGCGUGGUCAACGAAGUACGGCUACCCUCCGAUGCCUUACGAUGGCUGCAUGUUUGGCAGUCGCAUGAUGGUUGCCAAGGAGGCGCAUACCAGCAGUGCUGCCAAGCAGGCCAUUGUCGACGCCCCAGGGCUGGACGAUGCCGAGUGGGAGAAGACGUACAAGGGACCCGCCGGCGGUGUCAUCACUGUGAGGUCUGAGAUGGGUGAGCCGAUUCACAAGCUUGCCACGCGCGGUGUCCUCUUCUGGGCCGAAAUGGACCAGAAGAUUUUCAGCCUGCCCAGGGAGAAGCGCGUUCCAGAGCUGAAGAAGAUGCGUGAUUACAUCAUCAAGAAGCUCAACGACGACUUCCAGAAGGUUUGGUUUGGCCGGAACAAGGAGGGCAAGGCCGUUGAUCUGGAAGACAUGACCUACGGAGAGGUUGUCCGGCGCUUGGUCGAGCUUCUGUAUGUCCAGGACGAGAAGCGCUGGAUUGACCCUUCUUUCAUCAACCUCACGGCCGACUUCAUCCACCGUGUGGAGGAGCGGUUCACGACCACUUCCGAUCAGCCGUCCCACCUUCAGAAUUACAGAGAUCUCGACGAUCCGUACCCCGCCGUCGAACGCAUUCUGUCCCACUACCCUGAGGCCGAGACACAGCUCAUCAAUGCCCAGGAUGUUCAACAUUUCUUGCUGCUCUGCCAGCGGCGUGGCCAGAAACCAGUCACUUUCGUCCCUGCUCUCGACGAAAACUUUGAGUACUUUUUCAAGAAGGAUUCUCUGUGGCAAUCUGAGGAUCUCGGCGCCGUUAUCGGCAAGGACGUCGGCAGAACUUGCAUUCUCCAAGGACCUAUGGCUGCAAAGCACUCAACCAAAGUCGACGAGCCCAUCAAGGACAUUCUGGACGGUAUUCACAAUGGUCACAUCGAGGGUCUGAUUCGAGACCUGUACAACGGUGACGCCUCCAAGAUCCCAACCGUUGAAUACUUUGGAGGCAAGCUCAUUGAGGCGGAGAUCCCCACGGACAUCGACGGUCUCACCAUCCGGACGGAUGCGGGCAAGAACACCUACCGUCUGUCUUCUUCUCCCUCGACCCAGCUCCCGUCGCUUGAGUCGUGGAUCUCGCUCAUCGCCGGGCCAAGCCGGAACUGGCGAUAUGCCCUCUUGCAAUCCGAGGUUAUCGUUCAAGGCCAAAAGUACCAGACCAACCCCAUGAGGCGGAUCUUCGCGCCAACUCGGGGUCUCCUUGUCGAAGUCCUCAACCCUGACGACCACGCUAGCACGGUUAUUGUCGUCAAAGAACAGCCCCGGCAGAACCGCUAUGUCGACGUGAUUGAGGUCAAGCUCGACGGCAAGAACGAGAUCGUUGUCAGCAUGAUCAAGGACACCACUGCUCUCGGAAAGGCCGUCGCUCUGCCCCUCCGUUUCAUCUACCGCCCCGAGGCCGGCUACGCGCCGAUUCACGAAGUCAUGGACGGCCGCAAUGAUCGCAUCAAGGAGUUCUACUGGCGUGCGUGGUUCGGUGAUGACCCGCUUGAUCUCGACACCCCUGUGUCGAGCAAGUUCGACGGCGGCAAGACAACCAUCACCAGCAAGGCCAUCAACGAGUUCGUCCAUGCUGUGGGCAACACUGGCGAAGCCUUCGUCGACCGUCCGGAGAAGAUCAUGUAUGCACCCAUGGACUUUGCCAUCGUUGUAGGCUGGAAGGCCAUCACCAAGCCAAUCUUCCCCCGCACCAUUGAUGGCGACCUCCUCAAGCUGGUUCACCUCUCUAACCAGUUCCGUAUGAUGCCUGGCGCCGAGCCCCUGAAGAAGGGUGACGAGGUCACCACCACGGCCCAGAUCAAUGCCGUGAUCAACCAGGAGUCUGGGAAGAUGGUCGAGGUUUGCGGAACCAUCACGCGGGACGGCAAGGCCGUCAUGGAAGUCACAUCUCAGUUCCUUUACCGGGGCGCCUAUACCGACUUUGAGAACACGUUCCAACGCAAGGUUGAGACGCCUAUGCAGGUCCAUCUUGCGACCUCCAAGGAUGUCGCCGUCCUCACGUCCAAGCAAUGGUUCGUCCUCGACGAUCCUGCGAAGCCAGAGGCGGUGCUGCUGGGAAAAACUUUAAUCUUCCGUCUCCACAGCCUGGUUCGCUUCAAAAACAGGACUGUGUUCAGCCACGUCGAGACACGGGGUCAGGUUCUUAUUGAGCUCCCCACAAAGGAGAUCAUCCAGGUUGCCACUGUUGAUUACGAGGCCGGCGAGUCGCACGGGAACCCGGUUAUCGACUACCUCCAGCGUCAUGGGUCGUCGAUCGAGCAGCCAGUCAACUUCGAGAACCCCAUCCCGCUCAGCGGCAAGAACCUUCUUCAGCUUCGUGCCCCGGCUUCCAACGAGACUUACGCCCGGGUCUCUGGCGACUACAAUCCCAUCCACGUCUCACGUGUCUUCGCAGCCUAUGCCAACCUCCCCGGCACCAUCACGCACGGUAUGUACUCGAGCGCCGCAGUGCGCAGCCUUGUCGAGACAUGGGCUGCCGAGAACAAGAUCGGGCGCGUCCGCAGCUUCCACGCGUCUCUCACUGGCAUGGUUCUUCCCAAUGAUGAGUUGAACGUCAAGUUGCAGCACGUUGGCAUGGUUGCCGGUCGCAAGAUCAUCAAGGUGGAGGCCAUCAACAAGGAGACAGAGGAGAAGGUGCUCCUCGGCGAGGCUGAGAUUGAGCAACCCGUCACUGCCUAUGUCUUCACCGGCCAGGGUUCCCAGGAACAGGGCAUGGGCAUGGACCUCUAUGCCAGCAGUCCGGUUGCCAGGGAGGUUUGGGACCGAGCGGACAAGUACCUGAUGGAUACCUAUGGCUUUGCUAUCACGAACAUCGUCAAGAACAACCCCAAGGAACUUACCAUCCACUUCGGCGGCCCUCGUGGCAAAGCGAUCCGGCAAAACUACAUGGCCAUGACCUACGAGACUGUCUCUGCCAAUGGCUCCAUAGCUUCCCAGCGCAUGUUCAAGGAGAUCGACGAGAAUACGACGUCCUACACGUACCGGUCUCCCAACGGUCUCCUCUCGGCCACCCAGUUCACUCAGCCGGCUCUGACGUUGAUGGAGAAGGCCAGCUUCGAGGACAUGAAGGCUAAGGGACUCGUCCCGCGUGACAGCACUUUUGCCGGCCACUCCCUCGGCGAGUACUCGGCUCUGGCUGCCCUCGCCGAUGUCAUGCCUAUCGAGUCGCUCGUCUCGGUUGUCUUUUAUCGCGGUCUGACAAUGCAGGUUGCCGUGGACCGGGACGCAGCGGGACGGUCCAAUUACGGCAUGUGUGCCGUCAACCCCAGCCGUAUCAGCAAGACCUUCAACGAAGAGGCGCUGCGGUUCGUUGUCAGCAACAUUGCCGAGACGACAGGCUGGCUUCUCGAGAUUGUCAAUUACAACAUUGCCAACAUGCAAUACGUCUGCGCCGGUGAUCUCCGAGCCCUCGACACCUUGACUGGUGUCACCAACUAUCUGAAGGCCAUGAGUCUCGACAUUGAGCAGAUGCGCAGGGAGUACGAAACGGAGGUGGUCAAGGAAAAGCUCGUUGAGAUGAUCCAGUCGUGUGCCGCGGAGACGAAGCUCAAGCCGACGCCCCUGGAGCUGCAGCGUGGUUUCGCGACCGUUCCCCUGAAGGGCAUCGACGUACCUUUCCAUUCCACCUUCCUGCGCUCCGGCGUCAAGCCCUUCCGCAGCUUCCUGCUUAAAAAGAUCAACAAGACGACAAUCGACCCCGCCAAGCUGGUCGGCAAAUACAUUCCCAACGUGACGGCCAAGCCGUUUGCACUGACUAAGGAAUACUUUGAGGAGGUGUACCGGCUCACCAACUCCCCCAAGAUUGGCCAGGUCCUGGCGAACUGGGAGAAGUAUCAGGAUGACGGCACCACGUCGGCUGCGGCUUUGACGAACAAGGUCGAUGGUGUGAAUGGUACUCAGCAGGUGAACGGGGUCGAUGCGGCAUGA
Molecule: messenger RNA, 6348 nt
Organism: Parathielavia appendiculata
Lineage: Eukaryota; Fungi; Ascomycota; Sordariomycetes; Sordariales; Chaetomiaceae
Product: beta subunit of fatty acid synthase
Exons: 2
Coding region: 1-6348 (2115 amino acids)
Biological process (GO): long-chain fatty acid biosynthetic process
Cellular component (GO): fatty acid synthase complex
Molecular function (GO): [acyl-carrier-protein] S-malonyltransferase activity; enoyl-[acyl-carrier-protein] reductase (NADH) activity; fatty acid synthase activity
Source: RefSeq, a predicted model, not a curated record